AGAAUAGACCAAAACCUCGAGACAGGGCAGCGCCAUGCCUUGAAUCAAAAUUUCUAUUCUUGAAUUCAGAAAUUUUGAUUUCAUUCAAAUGGAGAAACACCACAGUGAAAUCUUGCGAAAAAAUCGAAUCGUUUUGAGGAAGGAGUUGAAGGCUGAAAGAAUAGCUUCGGGUCUUUUUGCUGUCGCGAUCUUUGAUCAAGAAGAUGUAAAUGAGGUCAAAGCGUGCUCGAGUCCUGAACGAAAAGCUGAAACCUUGCUUGAAUUGCUUCCUAAGUGUGGACCUAAUGCUUUCCCUCGCUUCUAUGAGUUGCUAAAGGAGACUCAAAGACAUCUUGCUGAAUUACUGGUCCCUCCGUCUGCUUCUUCUUCUCCUUCGGCAGGUGAAAUAAAUCUUAAAGCAGCAUGCCUUCGUUGUCAGCAUGUCAAUUUUGUUGGACGUACAAAAUUCUGUAAAAAAGUGAUAUCGUAUGUGAACACAGGGUGUCAUUUGGUAGCUGUAAGUGGUGCCCCUGGUUAUGGAAAGUCUGAGGCUACGAUCAUCAUUGGUCACAUACUAGAAAACCAAGGCUUUAUUGUCUUGUACUUAAGCUUAAAGGAAGUUACCACCCUCUAUGAGGCUUCAGUACUCAUCCUUGAGACACUAGGGAUCACUGCCUCAACUAAACCUGUUCUUCAGCUGCAACAGUUCUUGAAGUCCUUGUUUAACAAGACUGUAUUGAUCCUCGACAAUACUGAGAAUGUCCAGGAGAAAGAGAAUACAAGUUUUCUGGAGUUCCUGAAGAAGAUAGGAGAGUCUGCCAACAACUUGUGUACUCUUGUAACAACAACUUUUCAAGUGCUUACAUGGCCCAUGUGUUAUCCUUUCCAUGCUGAAGCCAUUCCACUGGAACCUCUCAAUGAUGAAGAAUCUUUAACGUUGUUCAAGAAGUAUGUGCUUAACAUGCCUAUCCCAAGUAUACAAGCAAAGCAGUUGUGUAAGGCAUGCAUGGGUAUUCCUUUAUACUUGGAAAUAGCAGCAUCGCAAGUCAGGAAUGGUAUUGAUAUUAUAUCACUGAUACAAGAACUUGAAUCUAACCCGCAGCAACUUCUGGAGAAAGAUGGUGCUCACUUUGAAUGCAUGAAAGUCUUCUUUUCUCGGCUCCCUGGAAGCCUUAAAGAAGUUUUAGCACACUUGGCAGUGUUUCCAACAUCUUUUACCCUUGAAGAAGCAAGAUUGCUCUUUCUCAAUGAUAAUAAUGCAGAGAGAGCAAACAUUCCAAGCAAAAUAUGCCAACUUAUGAACUAUGCUCUUGUGAAGCAUGACCCUGAAAAAAAGACCUACCAGCUUCACAAUGUUGUACAGUCUGUUUGCAAAUCCAGAAUGGAUACAGUCGUCUUGGAGAGCUACAACAAAGCUGUUUAUACAUUUAUUGGUUGGUAUUUGAAAUUUCUUCAAGAGAUAAAUGCCUUGUUCAUCAGCAAUGAUGGAAAAGAUGCUCUUGAUAAGUAUUGGUUGAACAAGAAGAAUAUCAUUCAUGCCUUGUCCCUUGCCAUCCAGCACCAACACGAGCCAGCCAUUGACGUAUCCACAGAAGUCAUAAGUCUCCUUGCAAAGUGCUUAAAUAUCGAGGAAUUUGAAAAGAUUUAUGGGGGAUUUACUGACAUAGCAGAUGCUAAGAAAGACAUGAAGCGCUACACUGAUUGCUUGACAUCUCUUGGCUUCAAGAGUCUUUGUUAUCAUGGCAAAGAAAACUCCACCAAAGCCUUUAAAUUCCUGGUUGACGCGUAUAAUCUACAAAGAUUUCAUCAUUUACCAGAGAGUGAAGAAACAGCCCACUGUGCCAGCAAGCUUGGGUUGUGCCAUACCAGGCAGGGAAACGUAAAACUUGGUGUGCAGAUGAUCGUAUGGGGGAUCAUUAUCAGAAAGAGACUCCAUGCAAGGCUGGGUGGAGCCAUCAGAGAAAUGCUGAUUUGUGGAGGCUACUGUGACCUUGCAAUGGCGUUCUAUACCAAUAACAACUUUAAAGCUGCAGUUAAAAUCUGGGUAACUAUUUGCCUGGAGGGUUAUCGCCGUAUCAUGAACAGACAUCCCUUCACUGCAUCCUUACUACAGUACAUUGGUGAUGCAUACCAUAAAUUAGAGGACCACCCAAAGGCAGCUUAUUAUAAGCAACAUGCACUUGACAUGCGCAAACAUUUGCUGACCACUAACCAUCAGGAUACUGCACGCUCAUUUUCCUCCCUCGCGGAAACCCUUGAGAAGCUUGGCAAGCCACAGGAAGCUGUGGAAAUGUUGCAAACCACACUCCGUAUUCAAUCCAAGGUAUUGGCCUCACCAGAAGAUAUCUGGGCCACCAAGAGAGAGAUAAAGAGAAUACAAAGCACAGAUCACUGCCGAAUGAUGGGGAGAUGUAGUAUCCUUGGUAACAGAAUGACAUCAUCAAGUGAGGUGUUAGAGAUGCUAUCCCCAUUGUGAUAUUACAUCCCAUCUCCACAAGAUAGGACUUUGAACAAAAAAUCUUGAUCUAAGUAAUCAGGAAGUCAUUGGAAACUUGUAUAAAGCUAACAUUCUUUACUUAAGUACAUCAUUCAAAAUAUUAAACAUUCUUAUACAAGAUAACAUUCUUAUCAAGCUCCUAAAUUUUACAUUGUAAAAGUAAUUGGAUUAGCUUUUGAAAAUGUCAAGUGUUUAUUAAUACUGUGUGAAAUGUUUAUCCAAACAUAACAUCAUAUACCAAAAUAAUGUAGAAUGAUAAAUAUAUGACAUAUAAGCAUAAUAGCCAUUGCCAUGCGAGAUUUGAUAGGAGAAAAAACAUGUGGGCAAUGUUGGAUGAUACAACAAGAAAAUCAGCAAGAAUGUUUUGAUAAUUCAUCUAACAUAGCAGCUAUGACAUCACGUGUAACCACCCAAGACUGCACAUUAAAACUGGGUGUCUGUAAAAUAUUAAAGGUAUAGUAAAAGGUUUUGUAGGGUUAGAUUGAUAAUUCGUUUGGGAUUAACUGUCGUUCCCUCAACUAAAAUAACAAAUGUUUUGUAAUAAGUUGUAAUAAGAGUAAAAACAAUGUAGAUAACAGAGAUGUAACACCAUAGAUAUAUAAAAGAUUUUUAUAUUCA
Actinia tenebrosa (Australian red waratah sea anemone) is the source of this 3094-nucleotide messenger RNA. RefSeq lists its product as uncharacterized. The record is from RefSeq and is a predicted model, not a curated record. Gene Ontology annotation, biological process: regulation of apoptotic process. Gene Ontology annotation, molecular function: protein binding. Lineage: Eukaryota; Metazoa; Cnidaria; Anthozoa; Actiniaria; Actiniidae.